Molecule: messenger RNA, 4754 nt
Organism: Apodemus sylvaticus (European woodmouse)
Lineage: Eukaryota; Metazoa; Chordata; Mammalia; Rodentia; Muridae
Gene: Doc2b
Product: double C2 domain beta
Exons: 9
Coding region: 698-1936 (412 amino acids)
Cellular component (GO): membrane
Source: RefSeq, a predicted model, not a curated record
UUGAGCCCAGAAUGGAAGACUGUGCCCUGGGCAUCCUUGAGAACAUGUGUUUCUUGUGUGUAUGUGCAUGCUGGGGAGACGCACCGUGCCACAGCAUCCACCACUGCAUGUGUCUGGAGCCUGCAGCCCGGAAUGGGUGAUCUUUUCCACUGAGUGUCUCUGCACACAUUUGUGUGUGUGUGUGUGUGUGUGUGUGUGUGUGUGUGUGUUCGCAAUGCCCCACACACCUGUGCCUGUCCCGCGAGAGUGGAUGCAGCCCCUCAUGGGCUGGCACGCGACGGAAUGAGUAGGCACGCGGGGCCCAGUCUGGGAGCCUAAGUAAAGGAAGGCUCCGAGUGGCCCUGCGCGUCUCCCGCGUGUGUGAGCGCGCCGUGUGAGCGCGAGGAAGUGGUUGCUCUCCUGGCUCGCUCGCUCCCUCGCUCUCUCCGUGCCCGCCAGCCCGCCCGCCCGCGCGCGCAGCCCGCACACUCACCGCUUGGUUGCUGCCGGGUGACGCGGGCUGGGCCCGCCCCCUGCUGCCGGCCCCGCACUCACUUGCACCGGCCGCCGCCGAGCAGGCAGCAGCCGCGUCAGGGCCGUCCGGGGGCCACGCCGACGAUGCCCGCAGCCCCCGCAGCGCCCCGCGGGACCCGCUGACUUGCCCCCGGGCCGGGGUCACACCGGGCCGGGCCGGGCCGCGCGCCGCGGCGCUGCCUGCAUGACCCUCCGGCGGCGCGGGGAGAAGGCGACCAUCAGCAUCCAGGAGCAUAUGGCCAUCGACGUGUGUCCCGGGCCCAUCCGGCCUAUCAAGCAGAUCUCCGAUUACUUCCCCCGCUUCCCGCGGGGCCUCCCCCCCACCGCCGCGCCCCGCGGCCCCGCGCCCCCGGACGCCCCCGCGCGCUCGCCCGCAGCCAGCGCCGGCCCCCGCAGCCCCUCCGACGGCGCCCGCGACGACGACGAAGAUGUGGACCAGCUCUUCGGAGCCUACGGUGCCAGCCCAGGCCCCAGCCCGAGUCCCAGCCCCGCGAGGCCGCCCGCCAAGCCCCCCGAGGACGAGCCGGACGCCGACGGCUACGAGUCAGACGACUGCACCGCCCUGGGUACGCUGGACUUCAGUCUGCUCUACGACCAGGAGAACAACGCACUGCACUGCACCAUCAGCAAGGCCAAGGGCCUGAAGCCAAUGGACCACAAUGGACUGGCUGACCCCUACGUCAAACUGCACCUGCUGCCCGGAGCCAGCAAGGCAAAUAAGCUCAGAACAAAAACUCUACGGAACACUCUGAACCCCUCAUGGAACGAGACCCUCACUUAUUACGGGAUCACGGAUGAGGACAUGAUCCGAAAGACCCUGAGGAUCUCCGUGUGUGAUGAGGACAAAUUCCGCCACAAUGAGUUCAUCGGAGAGACUCGAGUGCCCCUGAAGAAGCUGAAACCCAACCACACCAAGACGUUCAGCAUCUGCCUGGAGAAGCAGCUGCCGGUGGACAAGGCGGAGGACAAGUCCCUGGAGGAGCGAGGCCGCAUCCUCAUCUCCCUCAAGUACAGCUCCCAGAAGCAGGGCCUGCUGGUGGGCAUCGUGCGUUGCGCACACCUGGCUGCCAUGGAUGCUAACGGCUACUCGGACCCCUAUGUGAAAACAUACCUGAAGCCAGAUGUAGACAAGAAAUCCAAGCAUAAGACCGCAGUGAAGAAGAAAACAUUAAACCCAGAAUUCAAUGAGGAGUUCUGUUACGAGAUCAAGCAUGGAGACCUGGCCAAAAAGACCCUGGAGGUCACUGUCUGGGAUUAUGACAUUGGAAAAUCCAAUGAUUUCAUCGGUGGAGUGGUUCUGGGCAUCAAUGCCAAGGGCGAGCGCCUGAAGCAUUGGUUUGACUGCCUGAAGAACAAGGACAAGAGGAUUGAGCGUUGGCACACACUCACCAAUGAGCUCCCAGGGGCUGUACUCAGCGACUGACUGUCCCAUCUGCUGCCACCCACCCUUGCCACCCGGCCCACACAGGUCCAACCCUGGGCUUUCUCAGCUGCCACCAAGGGCUGUGGCCCUCACAAUGGGCAAGAUCCAGGUUGUCUGCUCGGACAUAGCCACUGCGGCCCCAGCUAGGAGGCUAGGAGGCCAAGAGCACCCAGCCUCCCUCAGAGGGACAGGAAAACACAACACAAAACCUGUUUCAGCUCCCCUGGCACCCAAGAGGACCAGAGCUGGGAGGAGUCCUCAGCCUCAGCUCUGUCCAGAGGAAGGGCUAUCUACAGCGGGGACCUAUUGGCGGUGAGGGUGGAGCCCUGCUGAAAGAACAGAAGUGGGGGAGCUCUGGCUGCCUGGAGACCAGAGAGGACCACGGGCGGCGGAGCCCAGGACUCCAGGACAACGUAGCCAGCCAGAGCUUCCAGCUCGCUUAUGCCUAGCAUUGAUGGACAGAGAGAGUCUGUGAGCCUCUGGGGUGGGGGUUCCCAGGUUAGCAGGGCAUCUGGCUGCACAUAUUGCUUCAAAUGGGUGAGGUGUACCGGGAGCAGCCAGUUGUCUGCAGAGGCUGUGGGUACUGCCGACCAACCGAUGAAGGGUGGAGGGCAGGGAAGGCAUCCUGGAGGAGUCAGGGCUCAGCACAGUCUUGAAAAACCAGCUGUGGCUUGAAAGCUAGGAGAAAACCAAAUGCAAACAAGAGGAGGCCUGAAAGAGGGUACCUCCCAGUGGGCAGGGAGCAUGGGGGCGCAGGGCUGCACUGGGGAAGCACUGGGUUGUCAGGCAGGAGCUGGCUUGGAGACGUGUACAAGCACUCGGGGAGCUGAACGUUCAAACCAAGCUCUCCCGUUUGAUCUUGCUCCCAAGGGGCCUCAAUGCACUCUGCUCCUGUUCUCAACAUAAAUAUCCAGCCAGCUUCAGGGGAAAGAGAAGGGGAUCCUACUAAGACGGAAAGGGGCAAGCAUCCCUCCACCCAGCUGACCCUCCCUUCACCCCUUGGCCCAGGCUGGUGUUAAGCCCCUCACAGCUACCCGUGGCAUCCUGGCCCUAUCAAGAUUGUUGGUUCCCUUCAGGACUAGCCGUGGAAAAUAGUCUUGUUUGGGGGGAUAGGGGUUCUGCCCUCAGGAGCUGAGAGCUCUGGCCUCACUUUCUAGGAAAGGGUAGGACACCAGUCAGUCUUGAAGCUCCUGACUGCCUCCUGCCAACUGGGAUUCAGGAACAGGGGGAACAGGGAACCACAGAGUUCCACCAUCAUCUCAGAGCUCCAUUUUCCUCAACCCAUCACCAGGUGAUAAGACAGUGGGGCCCCGCCCUAAGCCAGGAACCCCCCUACAGCUGAAAUGAGGACUCAGGGCCUCAGGGCAGGACUCCAAUCCAAGUGCUCACCAGCCUUCCCUAGUUGGCAGGGAAAAUAGACCUCUAGCUCUCCACAGCACCAAGCCACCUGUUGCUUGUAGAGACUGGGUUUCCCUCUUGAAAAGGCAUCACCUAUGUUACUGAAUUGGCAGGCACCUUCUUAUUGAAUCUUCGCCAUCCUGUGUGGUAGGAGGCAUGUCAACCCAUUUUAUAAAUGAAAUGGUCCCAUAGUGGUUGGUAACCCAAGUGGCAGGGUCACCAAGAGCUGAAGCAGAAACUCCAAGCCCUUUGACCGUCUGAGGACAAGGACUCCAGGUCCUUUCCUCCUGAGUUAUUGGAGCUUGGUGAGGUCUGUCAUAGAGAAGAUUUGUUAUUUUCUGCCACCUUACUCUCUAGCUGGCUUUGAAAUCAUCUGUGCCAUUUAGGAUUUGCCAAAAGGCCACAGCCAAGCCCUGGAACUCAGCUGUCCCACCCCCAGCCUGAGUCAAGGGACUUAGAGGACAGGCCUAAUGUUUUUCCCAUACAGCUAGAAACAGGAGCUGGUAUUUUAGUGCACCUGGUUGAGUUCUGAGUAACUUAGAUUUUGCCUUUUGGGGUGCUUUGUUCAGAGAGGAGCCUGGAAACCUCCUGAAGAUACAAACAUUUAUUAGACAUGAGGUGACUGAGGAUCAGCAAAAGACAGGACUCAGGUGAACAAGAAACCCGGAUCCCUCGGUUGCCCAGGCAGUAAGUGGGCUUGGACCUCAAUGAUGAUCCUUGCCAAUCCCAGGACAGGCAGGGUGGGAAGCAGGGUUUCUAGCCACCUCGCGUGUAAGAUGAGCCCACUAAAAAGUGAUGGAACUUUCCCGGGAUCCUGGAAUGUUUCUAAAUCCCUAGUACAUUACAUCUCUACUAAAGGGGAAAAGCCCUUUGAGAAGUUGCAGAAUCAGUUCAGUCUUUCACUCUAGUAUCUUCCUUCUGGCCCAUCAGCGUUGCAAAGAGGGAAUUUGAUACCAAAAACAAAGGUCAUUCCAAAGUACUGUCAGUAAUCAGGGCAUCUCUUGAUGCCCAUCAUCCACUUCGAGUCCUUGUCUCCGCACCGCCCACCGCCACCGUUAGCCAAUCCCUGAACGGGCCGGUCUUCCAACCCAGAGGCGGUGACCUCCUGACCUCUAGUGGCAAAAACGAGGCGCUGCACCUCUGGCCCACCCGCCCGCCGAGCUCGGGCCAAGCAUGUCCUACCCUUCGUCCUCCAGCCAAAUGAACCUCCUGAUGCAUGGACUCUGGCUGUCGUCGACACAGACUCGUGCACUGCUUACAGUUUUGCUGCCACGUGACGGCUGCAGAAUACAUCCUCAUACUGCAGCGCCACGACACAAUUUUUGUAAUCUUGUCUGACCUUCCCGAAGGUGUCCUUUUUAAGUCUUGUUAAUAUUUAUAACGAUAUAUAAUUCAAAGUAAAUGAGAAAGUCGUACUGAG